Messenger RNA from Lolium perenne, 1410 nucleotides. Its product is annotated as sulfite oxidase. Gene Ontology annotation, biological process: sulfur compound metabolic process. The record is from RefSeq and is a predicted model, not a curated record. Gene Ontology annotation, cellular component: mitochondrion. Lineage: Eukaryota; Viridiplantae; Streptophyta; Magnoliopsida; Poales; Poaceae. Gene Ontology annotation, molecular function: sulfite oxidase activity; heme binding; molybdopterin cofactor binding.
GUCUCCCGAAUUUUUGUACACAACAAAACACCCGGUGCGUGCCAGAGAAAACAAACAGCAGCAGCAGCCAGUGUCCGUGUCCAGAGGAAGGAGAUGCCGGGGCUCACGGCGCCGACGGACUACGCGGAGGAGCCGCCGCGCCACCCCGACCUCAGGAUCAACUCCAAGGAGCCAUUUAACGCUGAGCCUCAUCGAUCUGCGUUGGUUUCAUCUUAUAUCACACCAGUGGAUUUCUUCUACAAGAGGAAUCAUGGACCAAUUCCAAAAGUCGAUGAUAUCUCAAGAUAUAGUGUUUCCAUCAAUGGCCUUGUGAACAAGCAUAUUCAGCUAUCCAUGUCUGACAUUAGGUUGCUUCCAAAGUACAAUGUCACUGCAACGUUACAGUGUGCAGGCAAUAAGAGAACUGCAAUGAGUAAGGUACGGAAAGUGAGAGGUGUUGGAUGGGACGUAUCUGCUCUUGGAAAUGCAACUUGGGGAGGAGCAAAACUAUCUGACGUCCUUGAACUAGUUGGGAUACCUAAACUCAGUUCAGUCACAACUUUAGGAGGCAAACACGUUGAGUUUGUCAGUGUUGACAAGUGUAAAGAGGAGAAAGGUGGCCCCUAUAAGGCAUCAAUUCCAUUAAAGCAGGCUACAGAUCCUGAUGCUGAUGUCUUGCUUGCAUAUGAAAUGAACGGAGAGAUCAUCAACCGUGACCAUGGAUACCCACUCCGUGUUGUUGUACCUGGUGUCAUAGGCGCACGCUCUGUAAAAUGGCUGGACAGCAUCAGCAUAAUCAAGGAAGAAUGCCAGGGUUUUUUUAUGCAAAAAGAUUACAAGAUGUUUCCACCUACCGUAGAUUGGGACAAUAUUGAUUGGUCGACUAGAAGACCACAAAUGGAUUUUCCUGUACAGUCUGCUAUCUGUACCCUGGAGGAUGUGGAUGUUAUCAAGGAAGGAAAGGCUAGAAUUGCUGGAUAUGCAGUCUCAGGUGGCGGCCGUGGCAUUGAGAGAGUAGAUAUAUCUGUUGAUGGGGGUAAAACAUGGGUUGAGGCUCAUAGAUAUCAGAAAAGCAGUGUCCCAUACAUCUCUGAUGGAGCUCAAAGUGAUAAGUGGGCAUGGGUUCUCUUCGAAGCUACGUUGGACGUACCAGCAAAUGCGGAGAUAGUAGCUAAGGCGGUAGACUCAGCCGCGAAUAUUCAACCUGAAAAGGUGGAGGACAUAUGGAAUCUGAGAGGAAUCCUCAAUACAUCUUGGCACCGGAUCAAAAUACAGAAUUCAGUGUGUGUAGCACAAUCCAAAAUGUGAAAGAAGUAUAUUGUUCUGCCUAGAACAAGCAGCACGCUGGUCCAUACAUCUCAUGAUAGUCUUGAAAUAAUAAGCCACUGGAGCUUAAUUUAUGUGAUUUUCGUUUAGACCGUGCCACGGAAC